Molecule: messenger RNA, 762 nt
Organism: Penicillium expansum
Lineage: Eukaryota; Fungi; Ascomycota; Eurotiomycetes; Eurotiales; Aspergillaceae
Product: SGNH/GDSL hydrolase family protein
Exons: 1
Coding region: 1-762 (253 amino acids)
Molecular function (GO): hydrolase activity, acting on ester bonds
Source: RefSeq, a predicted model, not a curated record
AUGGAAUCUCAAAAGAAACUCAAAAUCGCAAGUCUGGGCAGCUCCUUUGCUGCUGGUCCUGACAUUCCACCACAAAUCGAACCACAUGCCGCGUUGCGAUCAGGGCAGAAUUACCCCCAUCUUCUGGCGCAGCACUUGGAUGCAGAUCUCACUGAUCUGUCUGUUUCUGGUGCAACUUUGCUCAACAUAACAGUCGAUCCACAGUCUACCAACAAUAUGACCUUCCCACCGCAAAUCUCCGACCUCCCCGAAGACGCUAAUAUCAUCACCGUGACUGCUGGAGGAAAUGACAUAAACUAUAUCGGCGGCAUGAUCGCCGAUGCUUGCGAGGCCGAGCUCCAAUCAUCCGUGUCACUAUCACCAAGCGAAUUGGCAGAACGAUUAGGGGGAGUUCUCGAUCAGAUACACAAAAAGGCUCCAGGAGCUCGAAUCUUCCUUGUUGAAUAUCUUGCCGUUCUGGGACCUGACACUCAAACUAGUCGGAAUAUCCCGCUAAGCAAGGAGAAAAUUCAACAUUACCGUGGUGUUGCGUCUGUUCUACAACAUGCAUAUACUGUCGCUGUGGAGGGUCGAGCUGGUUGGUGUGAGACAGUCCCAAUUCACCAACUCAGCCAGGAACAUGCACUUGGCAGCAAAGAGCCCUGGGUUGGAGGAUUUGUAUUGGGGCCGCUUCUCCAUCCGAAUCUUGAUGGGAUGAAGGCCGUAGCGGGUAUUCUAGUUGAGACCAUCCGCAAGAGCACAUUAUCCAAAGCAUUGCUGUGA